AACAAUAAGUUCUUCAACACGGUCAUAUAUUGCCCUUUACUCUAUUCAACCUCGGCCCCUCUGAAACUUCUUUUUUUUUUUCAAUAAAGAUGGCUCUUUACGUUCGUGUUCGACAAUUACUACCCAAAUCUUUACAGCUAUCUCCUUCUGUACUUUUCACUGUUAACAGCUGACUGAACCGUCCCGAGUUCUACCUCAUAAGCUCAUUCGUGUCCUAUAAAUACCAUCCCGUACAUGCCAACUUCUCUCAUUCAUAAUCAUCCUUCCAUUUCCAUAGUCGUACUUACUAAUUUUCACAUGUCUUCUUCAACUUCAAUGCUUCUGUUUGUACCAUUUCUGCUUGCUAGCUUUGUUAUGGUUGCCUCUGCGGGUAACUUCAACCAAGACUUUAAGAUUACAUGGGGGGACGGUCGAGCAAAUAUACUCAACGACGGCCAACUUCUUACUCUCUCCCUCGACAAAGCCUCUGGCUCUGGUUUUGAAUCCACAAACGAAUAUCUCUUCGGCAAGAUUGACAUGCAGCUCAAGCUUGUUGCCGGAAACUCUGCUGGCACCGUCACUGCCUACUAUUUAAAAUCAGAAGGGUCGACAUGGGACGAGAUAGACUUUGAGUUCUUGGGAAACCUGAGUGGCAACCCUUACAUUCUUCACACCAAUGUGUUCAGCCAAGGCAAAGGUAACAGAGAGCAGCAGUUCCAUCUCUGGUUCGACCCAACUGCUGAUUUCCACACCUAUUCCAUUCUCUGGAAUCCACAGCGCAUUGUUUUCUCUGUUGAUGGAACCCCCAUUAGAGAGUUCAAGAACCAAGAAUCAAAUGGUGUUCCAUUCCCAAAGAGCCAAGCAAUGAGAAUACACUCGAGCCUUUGGAAUGCCGACGAUUGGGCGACAAUGGGUGGACGCGUGAAGACGGAUUGGAAUGCAGCUCCUUUCACUGCCUCUUACAGGAAUUUCAAUGCUGAAGCUUGCAUUUGGGCGUCUGGAUCAUCUUCUUGCGGCUCAAGCAAUGCCCCUUCUUCCACUAAUGGCGAUUGGGUUUCGCAAGAAUUGGACAGUGCAAGUCAAAAGAAGAUGAGUUGGGUGCAGAAAAACUACAUGAUCUACAAUUACUGCACAGAUGUCAACAGAUUCCCUCAGGGUCUCCCAGUUGAAUGCAGCGCUUCAUAGAGAGAUAUACUAAGUCAUCAAUCAGGGUCUCCCAGUUGAAUGCAAAGCUUCAUAGAGAGACAUAUACGAAGUCAUCAAUCAAUUCUUUCCAAUUUUACUAUUCAUUUUGUAGGAGAUGCAAUUCUUUUAUAAAUUGGCAUAUAUAGCUCGGCCGUGAUUCAUGAUUUAGCAGUAGUAUACUUUCAACAAUUAGACUUCGUCUAGUGAAAUUAUCUUGUGUUUUGGGAACAACUAUUGGAC
Molecule: messenger RNA, 1404 nt
Organism: Fragaria vesca subsp. vesca
Lineage: Eukaryota; Viridiplantae; Streptophyta; Magnoliopsida; Rosales; Rosaceae
Product: probable xyloglucan endotransglucosylase/hydrolase protein 23-like
Exons: 3
Coding region: 235-1164 (309 amino acids)
Biological process (GO): xyloglucan metabolic process; cell wall biogenesis
Cellular component (GO): apoplast; cell wall
Molecular function (GO): xyloglucan:xyloglucosyl transferase activity; hydrolase activity, hydrolyzing O-glycosyl compounds
Source: RefSeq, a predicted model, not a curated record